Acanthaster planci (crown-of-thorns starfish) is the source of this 4159-nucleotide messenger RNA. RefSeq names its product putative tubulin polyglutamylase ttll-15. Gene Ontology annotation, biological process: protein modification process. NCBI's taxonomy places the organism in Eukaryota, Metazoa, Echinodermata, Asteroidea, Valvatida, Acanthasteridae. The record is from RefSeq and is a predicted model, not a curated record.
GGUAUUUCUACUAUUUUUGGUUCGACUACUUUGACGCGUGCUGUUUUCCUUCCUCUUGGUAUAGUCUUAAUGUCAUGGAGGGAUAAGAACAUCCUUCAGUCCAUGCUCUUAGACAGUAUGCUCAUCAUGUAAACUGGUGUAUUGCUGGCCUUAUUACUGUGGUUGUCCAGUCUUCGACUUUGACACAAUAUUUACACAAAUUACAGCAAAGUAACAACACAGAUGAAGGGUCAACUGUGGUCAGGAUCAACCCGGGGAGUCCACACCCCUCUGUACCUGCCCAUCCAUGCCAAGUUUACUUUGCGGGUCCUGCUGGUUGUCAUUGCUGUGCUACUCCUGGGCAUUCUGGUCACUGUCUGGAACAUCUACCAGCUGCGCACAAUGCAGGAGACACACCUCAGUGGGUUCCACUCCAGUGUGGAAGGGAUCGGCACAUCUGGAGAGGAGGCUAAGCCAAUCCUGUGGCUGCAUGCAAAACGGAUCGAGUCUGGCUACCUGGAUCACAUACUGCGAGUCUUUGAGCGGAUUGGCUACAGGAGAGGGGGCCCCGACUCCGAUUGGGAUGUCCUGUGGGCGCAUGAUUACCCCUUCACAGAGCUGGCCAUGGAAAUAGGCAAAAUGAAACCGCACCAAAAGUUAAACCAUUUCCCAGGUACUGGCUUCAUCACACAGAAGGUCCACUUAGCCACUUCCAGCAUUGACUUUGUUCCUAAAGCUUUUAAACUACCUCAACAGAGUGAGGAGUUCAAAGCAUGGGCAUCUAAAAACCCUGACAAGCUGUGGGUGCAGAAGAGCAAUGCACACAGGGGCAUAAAGGUCAAGCCUAUAUCAGAGUUGGACCUCAGUGCAGCUAACAGCUUCAUUCAGGAGUUUAUUGACAAGCCUUUCCUUAUAGACGGCCGUAAGUUCGAUAUUGGUGUGUACAUCGUGGUGACCUCUGUUGACCCUCUGCGAAUCUACAUAGUUGACGACGAGACACUUGUCCGUUUCUGUUCCAAGGAUUAUCACCCAAUAGACUACAAUGUCGUAGACAAAUAUGUAAUUGGUGAUGAUUACACUCCGAUGUGGCAGAUGCCUUCCUUUGAAAAACUGUACAAUGAACAGCAUUAUUCGUUCAGGGAAUCCUUGAACUCAUACAUCAGAUCCCAAGGAUUGGAUUCAUCCCAGAUCUAUCCGCAGGUCUACAGUGCCAUCAGAAGUGUGUUUCUCAACAAAUACCCCCAGCUUUUAAAAAGCCUUAAUAAAUUCAAGCACAAAAAUACCUUUUUUGAGUUGAUGCGGUUUGACUUUGUUUUGGAUGAGAAGCUCAAACUCUUUUUAAUGGAGGUGAAUAUGUCGCCCAACCUUUCUUCCAACCACUUUUUGCCAAACAAGUACAUGUACGAGCAUGUGAUUUACAACAUAUUGAGUGUGGUGGGAAUAGCCAGGAAUGUGAAGGAUAAGAUUAAAGACAGUUCACAGGAUGCUCAAGCCAUGCAGGUCAGCGAAAAGCGUAUUCUUGUAAGAUCAGACAUCUGCGGCAGCCCAAAGUGCGCAACAUGCAUUUCAAGCGAAUGUGAGCUGUGUUUUAGAUGCUUGGUUCCAGAUCAGAUCACCAUGUUGGAAGAGGCCUAUCUUGAACACACACACCGCCAGAGCACUCGCAGAGUCUACCCAGAACCAAUGACACAAGAAGAGGCACGGACGUACCACAGGAGCAGAGAUUCAGACCUGACCCCGAGGAACCGCAUCCUGAGGGAGUGGUUCCGAGCCAAGUGCAUAGAGGAUGUGUACUGGUGCACAUGACAGUACUGUGAAUCAUUUGUGUAGUUCUGAUAAAUGGCUUAUUACAAGGUGAUGACUCGCUCUUUUGUGUAGGCUCCACCGCACACCUCUUGCCUUCCUUCAGAGGCUGGUGGUCAGAAACAGAUCCCUUAUUUUAGAAAUAGUAAUCUAAGGCAGACUGAUACUCUGGCUAAAAGUGUAGGAAAUAUCCAAAUAAAGUCUUUCACAACUCAAAAUGUAAUAACAAACCUAAUGAGUAUUUUCAAAUUUGUCUAUAUGUGUGCAUAUAAUGUACUUGAGUACUAUGCACAUUUUGCCCAUGGACUCAGUGACUUUGGUCUGUAACAGUAUUAUAAAUGCACAUGAUCUUGUAAUUGUGUUUAAUUUUUGUAGAAAAAUAAGACGUUUACACUGAAACUCUGGAAGGCUAGAGUAAGGUGUUCUUGAGUUAAUUUUGUUAUCACUAGAGAAUUUUUUUUAACAUGGGAAUGGUUCAGUUAAGGGUAGUAGAUAUUAAAGUCAUUAGCUUGUGCGGCUUUGUCUAACAUUACAUAAUCCAUUAUUUGCUGUGCCUGCGCAUGGCAGGGGUACACUUAUUAGCCUUGCAUCAAUGUUAGAGGCAGUAUAAUUUGUUUCCACUAGAUGAGCUUUGUUGUUACAGGGGUGAGAUUUCUCAUUUUUUUAACUGAUUUCAGCUUUUUUUGUUUUGGAUUUCAGCUUUUUUUCUCACUGGCUAUGUGCAAAAAUAUAAGAACUUUCCACAGUUCAGCUUCUUUAUGCCUUUUUCAGCUGUUUUCAGCUAUUUUUAUCAUUGGUCAAUCUCACCCCUGUUAUUAUGCAAUAGUAGUGUUAGGUUGUAAACUUACAAUGCAAAGUUAAUGUAAAACUCUUUAAAUGUAUUUGCUAUUUACCACAGUGUUUUUUAUUCAAAAUUUGUAACGGAUGGGAGUUUCAACAGCCACCAAUAAUGAUUGCUGAUGGUAUGAAUAACAAAAAGGCUGAUUUGCUAAAUGUUUGUGUACGUGAUUUUAUUUCAUCACAGGCCCCUGAUUAGUUUGAAAAUCUAAAUAUAUGCACAAUAUCAUUUACAGGCCUCUCUAAGGGUUCCAGGUUGUAGUAAUUUUGUUUUUAGUAAGUCAUAAAGGUUGUGUUGCCACCAUCACUCUAUAAAUGUAUGUGUGAAUGUAGUUCUGUAAAGAGCUGAUUAACUCAUGAAGUUUGAACAGUUUGCUCUUUUUCCCCUAUUAAAUGUUUGUUUUAGUAUACUUAGUUUCUUUUUAACACCCUUGGGGAAGCUGCUGUACAUGUUUUUUCCUAGUGCCCCAGCCCAUAAAAUAUGUAAAAAUGAGCACAUUAAUUUUCAGGAAAUAUAUUUGUGUUUUUAAAUGAUUAAAGCUUAAAAAGUUAGGUACUUGGCUUUGCAGAGAGACAUUAAAAAUAUGUUACCACCACAAAUCCAAAGAGGAAGCUUAUUUGGGGAGAGCAAACAGUGCCAUUGCCGUUUUAAAGAUAUGUACUUGUGAAAUAUAUUUAAAUGCAUGUAUAAUUUAUGUUAACUACACUGUGGCAACUGAGUCAUCCCAACUCCUCGUGGUUCCACUGUCCAAAGGCAGCCUUUUUCAAUGUGUUUGGAAAUGACUUGGUGCUAUAGCAAAAGAGCAGUAUUUGUUUCAUGCUAUAGUUUCUCUCCAAAUCCCUUCAAGGAUUGUUCUUGCCAAACGAAACUUUAAAAAUCCAGUGUUUUUGUUUCAUCAGUACACACAUUUUGUAACAGUAAGUUCAUGCCUUGAUAAUUUUGUCAAACAGUUCUAAAAAAAGUUAUCCUUGCAAACAGUUUUUAUCUUGAGAAAGUGGACUUGAAGCUGUUAACUUCCUCCCACACUCUAACUUUCAAGCCUCCGCAAUAGAAGAGUUUACUGGAAGAGCCCCCUUCCCCUUUCCAAAAGUUCCUCUCCCCUCGUGGAAAUUUUUUGAGAGAUGUAAGUUUAUUUUCGGAUAUAGGAAAAUACUUGACUGAGUUAAUACAGGUCAGUUUCACAAUUUUGAAGGCAUGCUAGUCAAUUCCAACCCUCAACUUUAAUAAUACAUGUAUGCAAAAUGUCAAUUUGACAAGUAGAGGCUGACUCAAAUUAGACCCUUUUUUAAUGGGAGGGGGAGGGGACUUCAGAAUGUAUUCAGUGUGUUGUGUGUCAUCAGUGCAAAUGUUUUCUUAGUUUUCUUUUGAUUUAAAUGGUGAAAUUUUGGUGCAUUUUUAGAAAUAUAUCUGGUUAUAGUACUAUGUUUUGAAAUAUCUGUUUUGCAACUGGACAAAGACGAGUCAUGUACAUUUAAAGAGAAAUGAAAUGAACAGUAAAUGUGUAAUAAAUGUCAAUCGACAUAAUACAUGUGCAGUGUA